Messenger RNA from Drosophila sulfurigaster albostrigata, 2101 nucleotides. Its product is annotated as basic-leucine zipper transcription factor A. The coding region runs from base 465 to 2087 and encodes 540 amino acids. NCBI's taxonomy places the organism in Eukaryota, Metazoa, Arthropoda, Insecta, Diptera, Drosophilidae. The record is from RefSeq and is a predicted model, not a curated record. The transcript has 2 exons.
UUGUUUGGGAUUAAAUAUUUCCUAUAGAUGGGAAAAACGAGUCGGUCGGGUCGGUUGGUUGGUCGCGUCGGUCGCUCGAUGCUUGCUUGGCUCUACGUUGUCGCUGUUGUCGCUAGUUUCGUAUAUUUCACUUUGUGCUGAACGUUCGUUCGAAGCGGUUCUCGCAGCGCAGACUUCUCUUUUUUUCCAUAUCUCUAAUCGCAUUCGAUUCGUGCAUUUUGGUGAACAGCAAACAUUUCGAUACGUUUCGAUUUGAUUUCAAUCAAGACAACUUAUAUAGACAUUUAAAUAUAAUACCAACAACAACAACAAAGAGUGCUGGAUACGGCUUACACUCUGCCAAAACUAAAAAUAAAACAAAUUGUCUUUAUUUUUUUGGUUUAUGUUCUAAACGGUUUUGGCGUUCGCUUUGCAACGCCAACAGGACUUGAGCUACAAUUCGGGGCGUUAAUAAUUCAGUUGUGAUGCCGACCAUACGGCGCUGCUGCAUCAUUGGAUGCCUCUCAAACUCGCGGCAACACCCCAGCAUGCAGUUCUUCGCCUUCCCUCGCCCCGACAAUCCGUUUCACAAACUCUGGAAGGAGGCGUGCCACGCCUCACUGCGUCGCAUCAUUCCCUUCAAGAAGCCCGUCGUCUGUGCGUUGCACUUUGAUCCCAGUGUGCUGGGAGGUCGCCGUCUACAGUCGAAUGCGUUGCCCACGUUGCGUCUGGAAGUGCCCUCGAAUCUGGAGGCAGUGGAGCAACAGGCAAUGGUGGAGGAGAUCGAACGGAGUCGCAAAUGUGCGUACAUCAAUGCCGUCGUCUAUGAGUGGCUGGUGCGUGCCAAUAUCAAUCCUCAGCUGCGUGGCAGCAUCACGCAUGGCAUGAUCAAGGACAAGGCGGAGAAUACACGCCAAGUGAUUGGCAGCACAUCGUUUAUAGCGGACAAUCGUUGGCUGAAUCGCUUUCGGGAGACGCAUCUGCAGGGAUUCGCUCAGAAGCUGGCCACCAAUCAGCUGAAGCCGAUGGGCACAUCGCUCUGGAUACCGGAUAUUGUGCAGGACUUGCAACAUUUGUUCCCACCAGCCAGCGCAGAGCGUGUGGCGAAGCUGGAGGAGAUGCCGGAGCAAUACAUGAACUAUAUGCAGCAGUAUGGCGAAUACGAGGAGGAUGACGACAGCAUGGACAUUAAAGAGCAGAGCUAUCAGGAGCAGCAGCAGCAGCAACAUUACGCACUGCAGCAGCAACACUUGCAACAGCAGCAACAGCAGCAACAACAACAACAGCAUCAAAUGAAUCCCGCCUGGCCGCCUUUUCCAGGACAUGGGCUGCCACAUCCACAUCCUCAUCCGCAUCCUCACGCUGGCUUCAGCAGCCUCAACGAUUUCUACUUCGAACGUCAGCUGCAGCAGCAGAUGCAACAACAGCAGCAACAGUUGCAGGCGCAAUUCCCGGUGCCCGGUUCACAACCCCGCGAACCCUUCCAGCCUCAGCUGCCGCCCAAUGCGUUGCAACAGCCUGUGAGUCCCUUCCGACCUGUGCAGCUGGCUAAGCGACCCAAGCUAGAAUCGCCAGCAGCUGCUGUCGACGAUGAAGUGCAGGAAAUCAACAAUGUGCGAGAGUCGCCGCCGCCGUUGGCCGAAUCCACGCAACUGGAGCAUCAGCAACAACAACGCACGCCGAGUCCCAAGGAGCAGAAUAAUAAUAGCAAUGGAGGAGUGAGUGGACGUGACAGCGCCAGCAGCAAAGAGAAUGCUCCCAAGACAACAAUCGAUUGCACCAGCAGCGGCAAAUCAACGCCAGUGCUCUCCAUUAAAGCCAUUAGUCCGCCCGCAACAGUCACAUCGCCAGCAUCUGUGCCAGCGUCGCCCAAGAAGAUUAGCAGUCAAACAAAUGGACACACAUCGUCACCGGAACCAGAUGCAGGAGGAGCGAAUGCAUUGGCCCAUGUUCUCAAAGAGCUGGACAGUUAUACGCAGGCUUUGGAGUACUUGAAGCCACUGGAGGAUUUUGUGCUCUUCAAGGAGAACUUCCGUGCCAUUGGCUUGCUGUCACAGCUGGAGUUGGUGCUGCGCAAGGGCGACAAGUCCACGCUUAUUGAGGGUUAAAUUUAAAUAAUAUA